CCUGCAGCAGCGACGACACUGGAGAAUGGGAUUCCGGGCAUAAUCUCCUGGAGAAAUACUGUAGAAGACAAUCGGAUGUCAGCAUCACUACACGAUGAACGGCCCUUGAUCCUCAAUUUUUCCCGUGACCGUCGCAUAAGCCUGUGAUUGCCCCACCGACCGCCCUCCACCGACAAUAUGCUCGAGUUUCGCACUGAGGGAUUCAAUGGAUGCGCUGUGAAAUACUCUCCCUUUUUCGACUCACGGCUAGCUGUUGCGGCUUCGGCAAACUUUGGACUCGUUGGAAAUGGGCGAUUUUACAUCCUUGAUCUUACCCCGCAGGGGAUCGUCCCUUUGAAAUGGUAUACAACGCAAGAUGCGUUGUACGAUCUGGCCUGGUCCGAGAUUCAUGAAAACCAGGCCCUCGUGGCAUCUGGCGACGGAAGUAUAAAGCUGUUCGAUUUAACCGUAGAUGAAUUCCCCGUUCAGGCGUGGAAGGAACACACAAGAGAGGUCUUCUCCGUACACUGGAAUCUGGUGGCCAAAGAUCGAUUUUGCUCGAGUAGCUGGGAUGGCACAGUCAAGAUCUGGGCUCCAGACAGGCCGACUUCUCUGCUCACUCUUCCAACGCACAGUUGCACCUACUCUGCUGCGUUCUCGCCUCAUUCUCCUGAUAUUAUAUCCUGUGUGACUUCCGAUUCAUAUGUCCGUGUCUUUGAUCUACGGACCCCCGCAUCGGCCUCGAACCAUCUUACCGUUCAGAUACCAAUCCAUGGAGCUGGUCAAACACCCGUCCCUACGAAUCCCGGUCUACCAAUGGCUCCAGCAUCGUCUCCGCCGUCAGAGGCUCUUACCCAUGAUUGGAAUAAAUAUCGACCUUCAGUCCUUGCAACUGGUGGUGUUGACAGGACAAUUCGCACAUUUGAUAUCCGGGCCCCCCAACAAGGGCCUCUUUGCGCUAUGAUUGGCCAUGAAUAUGCCGUUCGAAAGUUAACAUGGUCCCCUCACCUUUCUCACGUUCUCCUCAGUGCCAGCUACGAUAUGACGUGUCGUGUUUGGACCGACGGAACUGACGUCGCACCUCCCGGAGAUGCAGACCCAAUGAGAGCUGGACCGAUGGCUACAAUGGGCAGAGAGUUAGGCCGAAUGGGUAGGCAUACAGAAUUCGUCACUGGUGUCGAUUGGUGUCUUUUCGGUAGCGAAGGCUGGUGUGCAAGCUGCGGCUGGGACGAAAGACUGUGUGUUUGGGAUGCACGGGCCGUUAUGGCAUAGUCCCACCGUCCUUCGCUCCCCUCAGUCUUCUCUCGCCGUGGCCUGUCACGUUUUGGACUUCCAAUUUUUGCUUUUACUGGUAUAUGCCUUUUACACAAAAGUGGGAACUGCAUUGGACCCUUCUGAAACGCAGAUUUUUGAGCUGCGACAAAACGUAGCUUACACAAUUUUUUUUGUUUUUUGGAUAUAGGAAGCUUUUCGAUACCCAGGAUAAGAGCUGUUCCCAGCUAGGAGGGCGGAUAGCACAUAUCCGAUGGUUCGCGGUUCUUCGAGGUCCUGGAGAGCUGCUCCUUGUAUUUAGCUAACCACUUGCGUUAAGGUCGGCAUUUGCAUUCUUGGUAUUGGCAUUAGGUCUUGCUGCAUAGAUAUGUCUUGAAUAAUUACUCUACAUGAAUAAAUCAAUUUUUGGCAGGUGGUAGAGCCCAUUCUUCGACUUAAUAGCAAAGCGACCGAGGCCAUUUGGUUUGCCAGUUUAAGAAGAUCUAUGUUAAUCGAGACAAUUUCGUUCGUAUUAGCAAAGCAAAACGAGACGAGCGGUUUCAACAGUUCAGUAUUUUGUCAUGCAUCAUGUCGGUCAUGUCGAAGCAUUAUCAUCCCGUCAUCCCGACGGCACUCAUUAUACCCAAAAGGCUCCGGAAGCGCUUAAUGUGACACCUGUAUCAUAUCUGGAAGCGCCAUAUAAAAGGGUGAUUUGAAGAUAGCGAACAAGCCAACGCCCUUAUCGGGGCCCAAAAUUCCAUGCUCUGGGCCAUAUUUACCUCGCUGCCAACCGAGACUCGAUCUUCGCUUUCUCAGCGGCCUUGACUUUCGCAAUCUCCUCUUUGCUCGCAUCGUACGCCACGUUAACCUUAUUGAACGGAUUGUCUUCGCUCUUCUCGAACUCUUUCUUGACAAUCUCAAUCCUCUGUUGUCUUCUCAGUCCCGGUUGUUCCUUUUCGAUCUCGGGUAACCGUCGUGCCUCGAAAGCGGCAUAUGCCGCUUUGAAUCUGCGCUCCGGAUGACGAUCUAUCUUAGUGCUUUCGGAAUUCGACGUUAACGACAGCGCGUCGAGUGCGUUAUCGAUGCCGGAGGCGUUGAGCGCAGCUGCUUUCUUGGAUCCAGAGGUAGACACGCCAAGCGCCGCGUCGAGGUGGGAGAAAUCUAAUGUGCCCCGAGUCUUUUUCGCCGCAGAUUUAGCACCUGCACCUUUGGGUUUGGAAGGCUGCGAGGCUUCUUCUGCGGCGAGAAGGGCAUCACGCUCCGCUUUCUUGCGGGCUGC
Messenger RNA from Coccidioides immitis RS, 2509 nucleotides. RefSeq names its product peroxisome biosynthesis protein. The record is from RefSeq and is a predicted model, not a curated record. Lineage: Eukaryota; Fungi; Ascomycota; Eurotiomycetes; Onygenales; Onygenaceae. Gene Ontology annotation, cellular component: cytosol; peroxisomal matrix. Bases 178 to 1251 code for a protein of 357 amino acids. Gene Ontology annotation, molecular function: protein binding. Gene Ontology annotation, biological process: protein import into peroxisome matrix. The transcript is spliced from 2 exons.